Messenger RNA from Leptopilina boulardi, 803 nucleotides. RefSeq lists its product as uncharacterized. Bases 57 to 803 code for a protein of 248 amino acids. The transcript has a single exon. The record is from RefSeq and is a predicted model, not a curated record. Lineage: Eukaryota; Metazoa; Arthropoda; Insecta; Hymenoptera; Figitidae.
AAACAGGUCAACUAAUUGAAGAUGAAGAUGUCGAUUAUCGAAAAGUGAAUUUAAAAAUGAAACUUCAAAGAUUUAUGGAAUCUGGUCCAAGUUUAAAAACAAGAAGUAUGAAUAGAUUGAAUAAUAUUAUUGAGAAAAUAGACAAAAUUUUAUUAAAUGCCUCAUCUGCAAAAUCACCCGUUGAUCUUGAACUUGCGGUAACGGAUCAAAAUCUAUCAUUAGUAACAACUAAUCCAAAAUAUGAGCGAGAUAAAAAAAAUUUGAAGCCAGCAGAAAUAUUUAAGGAUAGUGACGAUACAUUAAAUUCAACAUUUACUGAUGAAGCAAUAGAAAUGCAAAUUAUUGCACGUGAGAAAAAACCUUGGACCGAAAGAUCAAAGAGCGCUAAAGCUCUAAGAUCACCAAGACGAAUGGAGGAAGAAUUAUUAAAAACAUUUUCUGACAGUGCUGUUAUUUGUAGGGAAAAGAAAUUUCAAAAGAAACAUCGCGAAGAAGAUGUGGUGAAUUAUUUUGAAAAUUUCAAUAAAACAGAAAUGAUUUCAAUAUAUGAAAAUCAGAGAAAAAAUUUAACAUCCGGUUCAUCUGGUUCGGUGAUUAUUCAUCAAUAUGGAUUUCCUGAUAAAGAACAACGUCCAGAGAGUCCAGACAGUGAUGGAACGUAUGUUGUUGAAAAAGGUGAUUUAGAAAAAAAUGACGACUUUCAUUUUGGAAGUGGAAGUUCAAUUAAAAGUAAUGUCACAUUUACUGUAGUUAGCGAAAUUGCUUCUUCAAAACCUAGAAAGAAAAAGUCACAAGUGCAAUAA